This is a messenger RNA of Penicillium brevicompactum, 549 nucleotides long. It is a transcript of the gene pre1, whose product is annotated as proteasome core particle subunit beta 4. Gene Ontology annotation, molecular function: peptidase activity. The record is from RefSeq and is a predicted model, not a curated record. The transcript has 4 exons. Lineage: Eukaryota; Fungi; Ascomycota; Eurotiomycetes; Eurotiales; Aspergillaceae. Gene Ontology annotation, biological process: proteasomal protein catabolic process. Bases 1 to 549 code for a protein of 182 amino acids. Gene Ontology annotation, cellular component: proteasome core complex; proteasome core complex, beta-subunit complex; cytosol.
AUGAGAGGCCCGACAGUUCUCAAGGCCGAAGAUGAUAAGACGAGGCAGUUGAACAAGCACACACUCAUGGCUUUCUCCGGAGAGUCUGGAGAUACCGUCCAAUUCGCCGAAUACAUCCAAGCCAACGCCGCGCUCUACAGUAUGCGUAACGACACCGAACUCAGCCCCUCUGCGGUCGCCAAUUUCGUGCGAGGAGAACUGGCGCGCAGCCUACGAUCACGGAGCCCUUACACAGUAAACCUGCUGCUUGGUGGUAUAGAUCCCGUCAGCGAGAAGCCUCAUCUGUACUGGGUCGACUACCUUGCGUCAUUGGCGCCCCUCCCAUAUGCCGCUCAUGGCUACGCACAAUACUACUGUCUUUCCAUUCUCGACAAACACCACAACCCCGACAUCUCGCUCGAGGAGGGUCUCAAGCUCCUCGGUCUGUGCACAGAUGAGCUGAAGCGCCGACUACCCAUUGAUUACAAGGGCGUCCUGGUGAAGGUGGUGACGAAGGAUGGCGUGCAAGAGAUUCCUUUCGAUAACGAUAAGAUUGUUCGGAGUGCUUAA